AUGUCGAUCAAUUGGGUGAUGCUUGAUGAGCGCGAAGGCUUUGUUCAUCUACCGAACGAGCGAUUGUUAUACACCAGUCCCCCUCGGACAAGCUUCGCCUUGCAACCGCCUCCAUCAUACACUGGCAGAGACUCGCUAUCACUACAAAGCAGUGCCGGUCAAGUCUACCUUACAAACCAACGGGUAAUUCUCUUUCCUCCUCGUUUGCAGUCUGUCCUUUUGGCUUCGAAUCACCUGUUAACAACAAGUCCGCAGGUUGUUUACAUUCCCGCUCAACGGUCAGAUGUACUAGAAUCAUUCUCAGCCCCUCUUCUCAAUCUACACGACUCUCAUGUCUCUUCUCCUUUCUUCGGACCUAAUGCAUGGAAUGUCGUUGUUCAACCAGUACCUGGCGGCGGAAUUCCCUCGUCGCUAGUUGCGGUACAUUUGAAAGUGACCUUCAAAGAAGGGGGCGCAUUUGAUUUCCACAACCAGUUUGAGCGGAUCAAAGAGCGACUCCAACACGCGGUCGAAAUAUCCCGUGAAAGUGGCCGAAGCGCUGGAGAUGUGAACAUGGCCGGUGUCCAUCUAGAAGAACUCCCCGCUUACUCGGGCCCCCAGACCUACUCGACUGGUAACGACCAUAGUAACCGAGCGGUACAUCGCCAGGCUUCAGAGACCAAUCCCGAGCCUCAGGAGCCACCUCCCGGCUAUGAAGAAGUACAGCAGCAGAGCGUCGCCAACGAGCUUGAAGCAAGAUUGCGCCGGGCGAGCUGA
This is a messenger RNA of Aspergillus mulundensis, 756 nucleotides long. RefSeq lists its product as uncharacterized. Gene Ontology annotation, cellular component: nucleus. The record is from RefSeq and is a predicted model, not a curated record. The transcript is spliced from 2 exons. Gene Ontology annotation, molecular function: chromatin DNA binding; transcription coactivator activity. Gene Ontology annotation, biological process: positive regulation of DNA-templated transcription. The coding region runs from base 1 to 756 and encodes 251 amino acids. Lineage: Eukaryota; Fungi; Ascomycota; Eurotiomycetes; Eurotiales; Aspergillaceae.